ACAGGACUAAUUACGCUUGCAUCAGUCUACUCGCAAAUGCUACUCGUCUGAGAGUGUGUUCUCCCACGCUGCUCCAGGAACAUUCAAUUUUCUCACGAAUUUACCGUUAUUCAUUGUUCUGCCCCACAAUUUCCAUCAAAAUGGAGAAGAAAAACGGACACACAAUGACCGAUUCGGUCUCCACCGACGACAUCUUGGAGAAGAAUGGAAAGAAGAAGAAAAGCUGUAAAGACAAGUUGAUGAGAUUUUUGAAUAGGAAUAUGUUAGUGAUAAUGACGGUGUCUGGAGUUCUAGUAGGCGUCGGCCUCGGAAUGAUGGUUCGGAAUAUGAACCUAACCCGGGCGCAGAUGACUUAUUUUGCUUUCCCCGGUGAGAUGCUUCUGAGGAUGCUGAAGAUGAUUAUCCUUCCUCUGGUCGUGUGCAGCCUGAUCUCCGGCGCCGCCAGCCUGGACACGCGCUCCCUGGGGAAACUAGGAGGCAUCGCGGUCUCCUACUUCCUGGUGACCACACUCAUCGCAUCGGGAAUUGGUGUGUCCCUCGCCUUCAUUAUCAAACCGGGAGUCGGUGCCGGGGCUCUGAACACAAAUAAUCUAGGUCUCGAGAGCGUCAAUAACAACAAGGAGACCACGGAUUCGUUUUUAGAUCUUGCAAGGAAUUUGUUCCCAGCUAACCUUGUGGCUGCAGCAUUCCGUUCUUAUGCCACUGAUUACAAGAUGGUCGCCGUGGGAAACGACACCAAUGGAACCAUCCUCUACCAGAAGGUUCCUGUGGGCACAGAACCAGAUGGUAUGAACAUCUUGGGCCUGGUUCUCUUUGCCAUGGUGUUCGGUGUGGCACUGAGGAAGCUGGGAGAGGAGGGGGAGGAGCUCAUACGCUUCUUCAACGCUUUCAAUGAAGCCACCAUGGUGCUGGUGUCCUGGAUCAUGUGGUACGUCCCGUUCGGCAUCAUGUUCCUGGUGGGAAGUAAGAUAGUGGAGAUGGAGGAUGUGGUUCUGUUGGUGACCAGUCUGGGGAAAUACAUAUUUGCCUCUGUCCUGGGUCAUAUCAUCCACGGGGGGGUUAUCCUGCCUCUCAUCUACUUUGGGUUCACACGCAAGAACCCCUUCAGCUUCCUGUCCGGCCUCAUCACGCCCUUCACCACCGCCUUCGCCACCUGCUCCAGCUCGGCGACCCUGCCCUCCAUGAUGAAGUGUGUAGAGGAGAACAACGGAGUGGACAAGCGGAUCAGUCGUUUCAUCCUUCCCAUCGGAGCCACCGUCAACAUGGACGGGGCGGCCAUCUUCCAGUGUGUCGCGGCUGUCUUCAUCGCUCAGCUCAACAACAUAGAGCUCAACGCCGGUCAGAUCUUCACCAUCCUUGUGACAGCCACAGCGUCCAGUGUGGGCGCAGCGGGCAUCCCAGCCGGGGGCAUCAUCACCAUCGCCAUCAUCCUGGAGGCUAUCGGCCUGCCCACCAACGACCUGUCACUCAUGCUGGCCGUCGACUGGAUCGUGGACCGCACCACCACCGUAGUGAACGUGGAGGGAGACGCCCUCGGGGCAGGGAUCCUCCACCACAUCAACCAACAGGAGAUGAAGAAACAACACCUGGGGGAGGAGCUAGCGGAGGUCCUGGUGGAAGCGGUGGCCAACACCCAGGCUGACGAGGAGACCUCCCCGCUCGUCACGCACCAAACCCUGGGUUCAGCAGGCGACCAAUCCCCCAGGGAGACCGCGGAAGCCAUUGAGUCUGUCCUGUGAACUCGUAAAACAACUGUGAAUUCUGUCUCUAUGGUUACAAUCAGUGGUGGCUGGUGGCACUUCAAUUCGGAGGACGGGCUCAUAGCAAGGGCUGGAACGAAAUGAAUUGAAUCGUAUCAAAACACAUCAAAUAUAUGUUUUUUUUUUCCAUUCCAGACAUUAUUAUUAGCCGUCCUCCCCUCACCAGCCCCCUCUGGUGUCUAAGGUUACGAUGCUGCUGCUGCUACUCGUGACACGACCGAGUCAACCGAAUCGUCUCUGAAUCAACUCGGAUCACCUUUACCAUACCUCUUAAAACAGUUCAUGAGUCAUUUCACUUGGUUAGUUUUAUAUAGUGGUACUUCCUAUUUGGAGUAUUCUAAGAGUGUAUUUAAAAGCCACAGGAAGGUUAGCCUCGCCCUUUACAAUGAAUCCAGGCUGCUUUCUGGUUUUGGGUGAGAGUGGUCUGAAUCUAAAAAGGGGAAUCUCUCCUAACCAUGACAUGGCUGUGACCUCACAAGGCAGAUGGGAAGGAGAAUCAUUUUUACUAACUGACCUGGAGUUUUUUGUUUGUUUUCUGUCGAUAGUCAACACAGAACGUGAAA
This is a messenger RNA of Oncorhynchus nerka (sockeye salmon), 2323 nucleotides long. It is a transcript of the gene slc1a4, whose product is annotated as solute carrier family 1 member 4. Gene Ontology annotation, cellular component: plasma membrane. The record is from RefSeq and is a predicted model, not a curated record. Bases 141 to 1739 code for a protein of 532 amino acids. The transcript is spliced from 8 exons. Gene Ontology annotation, molecular function: L-threonine transmembrane transporter activity; L-aspartate transmembrane transporter activity; L-serine transmembrane transporter activity. Gene Ontology annotation, biological process: L-glutamate transmembrane transport; L-serine transport. Lineage: Eukaryota; Metazoa; Chordata; Actinopteri; Salmoniformes; Salmonidae.